Dendrobium catenatum is the source of this 2845-nucleotide messenger RNA. RefSeq names its product DDT domain-containing protein DDB_G0282237. The transcript is spliced from 11 exons. The record is from RefSeq and is a predicted model, not a curated record. Bases 470 to 2548 code for a protein of 692 amino acids. NCBI's taxonomy places the organism in Eukaryota, Viridiplantae, Streptophyta, Magnoliopsida, Asparagales, Orchidaceae.
CUAGCCUCUUGCAUAUAAAUGAAUGCAAGAGCGAGAGGGCGCUGGCUUCUCCUAAGAGGGAAGUCGGGAACGGGGGAGAGCGCCUCGAGGUACUAAUUGUUCCCGUCUCCAUCGUCCUAGGGGUUGCCCUCUACCAACCACUUCCUAGGCCCUAGGGCCUCUGCGUUAGCUCUUCUUCGGCCAGGUAAUGGAUUCAUGCUGCUUCGAAUAGCUUCCUUCCGAUCGGUUCUCCGCUGGCAAUGCCUAUCUUCGACACUUUUCUGAGAAGAACGGUGGAGUCCUCCGUGAUGUCCAGGUCAUGAGCUUCGCUGUCAUCAGGACCCUUUUUUUCGCGGUAUUUCUUCCAGGUUAAUAUGAUUAUUUUGAACGCUUAGACAAAGGUUUGGAUUUCAGGUCAAAGCAUUUGGUUAUCCUAAGUUGAACUUGUUGUUUGGGUUUGCACUGUGAGAGCAUUUGUUUGCCAGCUCUCAUGCCUCUUCAUAAGAGAAAACCAUUUCCUCUUGCUGAUCCACCAAAGGAUCUGGAUCCAAACGAACUUGUUUACCAAGUUAGAUUCACAAAAGAGAUAUUUCGGGAUUAUCAAGAAUACUUGAACCGAUUAAACCUUUAUCGCCAAAGAUUAUGGACUUGCAAAGUUACAGGAAAAAUUAAUUUGACAUAUGAAGAAGCUUUGGUCUCAGAACAUAAUGCCACAGAGAGAGUGCAGCAAUUUCCUAGUGAAUUGGUACCCCGUGUUCUGAAUAUGAUCCAAUACAGCACCCUCAAUUUGACAGACCUUAUCAAUGAAAUACAUACCAACUUACAGAAAAAUCUUUAUGAAGGUAUAGAGUUACAUGCAAAGAAAGGGGAGUCUGUUUGUGCUUGCAGAAUCAUAGAAGUUAUGAAGGAUGGAGAAAUUGCUCAAUGCAAAGUCGGGUGGUUGGAUAAACUAAGGCAAGUAACCGAUGUGACAGUAGUUAGUGUAGAAGACCUCGUACGCAAGAAGCCGCCCUUUAGUAGAAGUUUUCUAAAGGCUUUUAUUAGAGAAUCUACUUGUCGGAUUUCUCCAUGGUUGGUUCAUGAAAAACUUGCCAAGAAGCAUGGGAUCUUGACUGAUCAACUUGCUGGUCAAAAUAGAGUUAUUGACAUUAGCAGAGAUAGCAAAAAAAGUGGAACAAAAAAUAAGUUGGGUAAUCAAAAUUUUAGACCCCAUCAGAAGAAGAGAAAAACUGAAAAUGGCCAUGAGUCAGAGAAUCAAGUUGAAGAGCCAAUCAUUUAUCCAAUUGAUGAUCUAUUAGUGAAGCCAUCUGCUGAUGAUCCAAAUUAUGCAGAUCGACCUUCUCCAUCUACUGAUUUUCAAGUACCCAUGGAUUGUGUUGGGGACCUUCUUAUGGUUUGGAACUUCUUUACUUCUUUUGGCAGGUUGUUGCACUUAUGGCCAUUCUCUCUUGAGGAUUUUGAAAAUGCUAUCACUCACAAGGAUAGUGAACUUAUGCUUAUUCUGGAAUCUCAUUCAGCAAUUCUUAAGUUUCUCAUUAGGGAUGGUGGUGACUAUUUCACGGCUAUUCAAAACAAGAGGCAGAAAUUAAAGGUUAAACUGACCAACUGGGCUAAUUAUUUAUGUCACUUUCUGGAGAUGAGGAACAAACCAGAAUUGUCAGAUCACAUUCCUAUUAUAAAACGAGGACAUUAUGGUCUACUGGAUAUUCAUGUCAAACUGGGUAUUCUACGAGAACUAGUUGCCGAGGCACUUAUAACAAGUGCUAUUAGAGAUAAGUUAGAUGACUGUAUAGAACAGAAGAAGAUUCUUUUAGCCAGAAGAAGAGAGGAAGUCAAAACAAAUAAAGAACAAUAUCUUCAAAAAGAAGGUGACCAUCACACCAAAGAAGUGAAUCCAGAACGCAUGUUGGUAAAUGGUAAGAGGAAUUAUGUAAAUUCUACUAUUGGCAGCGUGCCUAAAUAUCAUAAUGGUGAUUUAAAAGCUAAUGGAAAGGUUCAGUCAGUAUACAGGAAAUUGAUCAUGGAAAAUGGCAAGUUGCCAGGAAGAAUAGAGGCUAAAGAUGACGAGAAUCAGGAUAAAAUAUCUAUUAAUGAGCAGAGAGAACAUCUUGAAAGGGAGAUAGAGAAGCUUUCAAUCCGCACAAAUUGCAUUGGCAAAGAUAGAAGCUAUAAUAGGUAUUGGUUCUUCCGGCGUGAAGGGAGACUUUUUGUGGAAAGCUUGGAUUCUAGUAAGUGGGGUUACUAUUCUACGAAGGAAGAGCUUGAUGCGCUUAUAGGUUCAUUAAAUGAAAAGGGUGUGAGGGAGAGAGACCUUAAAAGGCAACUUGAGAAGUACUAUGUUAAGAUUAGCACUGCAUUACAAAAGAGAUCAAAGGACAUAGCUCAGAAGGCUCUUAUGGACGAAGGUGAACUGCGACGGUCAGCACGGGUUCGAUCCCAACCAAGGUGUAGUCCGGCCAUGGCAUUUCACAAAUACACCAAUAAAUGGAAGGAGAAACCAAAACAAUCAAAACGCCAUAAAAAAGGUCAUACACUAAAUUUGAUAUUCGUGGAGGGUACCUCUCCUUAAAGAGCAUCUUUCAACAACAAAGUACUUUCGAGAUGCAUUUUUUGGCUAUUGAAUUUAGCAGAAAAAUUGUUACGUGAUACCACAAUACUAAAUUAAUCAGCCUAGAGAGACUUGUUUUAUUGACUUGGGCCGGCGCAGGUUCCCAUCUCAGUUUUGAUUCCUCUUUAUCGCUGAUCAUUUUUUUUUAAUUAUUUUGUAUUUCGUUCUGCCAACUUUUCUUACUUGCAGUUUAUGCUAACAAUUUCUGCGUAAUUUAAAUGUGACAUCCUGCUGCAAGCAAAUAUUUUCCUUUGUGUA